Triticum aestivum (bread wheat) is the source of this 483-nucleotide messenger RNA. RefSeq lists its product as uncharacterized. The transcript has a single exon. The record is from RefSeq and is a predicted model, not a curated record. The coding region runs from base 1 to 483 and encodes 160 amino acids. Lineage: Eukaryota; Viridiplantae; Streptophyta; Magnoliopsida; Poales; Poaceae.
AUGGCGUCCACCGAGCCCCUGGCCCUCCUGCUGCUGGUGGCUCUGUCCGCGACGGCCAUGACCGUCGCCGGACAAGGCUCCUGCAACGGCCACAAGGUGACGGUGCAGAACCUGUGCGGCCACGACCUGACCCUGGGCAUCGAGGCGCGCUCCAACAGCAAGGCGCUCUUCCCCAACGGGUAUCUGCUCCCCAGCGGGAAGCACGAGUCGUUCGACGUGUGCGCGUGGACGGGGAGCGUGUCGGCGCAGGGCGCCGCCGUAGCCGAGUUCCACAUGGACCACGAGGGUGGGGCGUACUACGAGGUGAGCACCAACCAGGCGAGCAUGGCGGUCCGUGUCUCCGUCACCCCGCACGGCAGCCCGCUGCAGGGCCACUGCCCCACCGCCGGGUGCGACACCGGCAACCACUGCUUCGAGCACUCCGUCCCCGGCGGCAACUGCCACGGCGUCACCGAGAUCAAGAUCGUCUACUACAAUCCUUAG